Molecule: messenger RNA, 4122 nt
Organism: Cladophialophora immunda
Lineage: Eukaryota; Fungi; Ascomycota; Eurotiomycetes; Chaetothyriales; Herpotrichiellaceae
Exons: 3
Coding region: 1-3774 (1257 amino acids)
Source: RefSeq, a predicted model, not a curated record
AUGGCUGGAGAAUCCGACACGCCACAAACCCCUCGGGCCAACGCUGUCUGUCAUGAGCUCGACGAGGACGCUCCUGCAGACGUCGUACGUUGGAUAGAAGAGGACCGAACAACACCCACUGCACCCACACCAGUAGAGCCUCUCAAGAACGACCAUAUUUCUGGGAACAGCCACACCUGCCGGCUUUCAACUCUACAUGGGAGACAGGGUAUGGAAAAUGUAUCCAGUGAUGAAGUUCAGUUCGACUUUGCACCUAUCCAACAAGAUCACCUAGACCAUCAAUAUGUGGAACUUCCCUGCGGCGUGGAUAAUGGGGUUGUCAAGAGACCUGGCUCGAUAUCCUCACCCAAAGUCCACACCAUGGUAAGAGCGAGAUCUGUUGGCCAUAGACCAGACAGCCCAGGUAUGGGUCCAACCCACGAAUCCGGGAUUUCAAAGUCUCCAAGGGGAUACCGUCCGAGACCGGCUCAGACCCGUCAGAUACGCGGAUACCAUGACAAUGAAACAAAUGUCCCACAGCCAUCGGAAGAAGAUCUGCUCUUCCUUCUUAUGUCCCGAGCGCGCGAGACACAGAAGGCCCUUGAGAGGCUGAAGGAUCUUGAGCACGAAAAUCAGAAUCUGCGAGAGCUACAAGGGCAGACGGAAGCUGAACUUCAACAGACUGUCAAGACGAGGGAUGAAUGUUCUCAAUAUUCUGAUUUUCUCUGCCAGAGUUUGGACAUUUUCAAACAGAAGUAUUGCAAGUUGAAGAAAUGGGCUCUGGAGACUAACAAAGACUGCGAGAUGCUGCAGGAGAAGGCCUCAGGGUUCCAUCGGACUCUCACAGCCUUGACCAAGGACAGGGAUCAGUUGCUCACGCAGCUGCGAGGACUUCAAUGCUCUUCAGACUCAUCCUCAGAGCAGUUGGAGAGCAUUCGAGACGGAGUCCGCGAGGCUAAAGCAAUGGCAGAAGAUAGUACUGUGACCAUUAGGCAGUUGGAGGCUUUCGCCAUGGCGCAAAACGAACACUUGAUGAGCGAAACACAAAGAUGCCGAAGGUUGGAGGCUCAUAUACUCCAGUUGGAGCAGGAGAAAAACAAACAGAACAUCAGACUUUACAGCCAACAUCAAGCCACCAACCAAACCCUGCAGGACAUCUCGAAAGGGCUUGCCACACUUCAUAAAGAGAGAGCAGAAGAGGAUUCCGCGACAACCCGUAUCAUCGAGCGCCUACAUCAGAUACAGUCCGCCAUUGACAACAAUCUGCCGGUGAAAUCAGAUCUGGCACCACUGAGAGACGAUUGUAUAUCAGUGAAUUCAUCGAUAGCCAAGCUUGAAGGUUCGCUCUCCGAAAAGGUCCAGACAGCAGUAGCAAGCCUCAAGCACGACUUACAACAUGACGUCUCCACUCAGGUGUCGAGAUUGUUGUCGGAAGUGCAGUCAGGCAAUGUCGAGCUUGUCGAAGCCAAAGCAGAAGUGGCCCGACUGCAAGCGAAGAUAGAGCAGACACAGGAGAUCAUGGAGCUCCUUCAUGAGGCCAAGCGUGAGGCACAGAAGCAUGAGGCAGAGUUGCAGGCCACCAACCAGAGUCUUCGAAACAACAAAGCCGCAGCUCUAACGCAGAGUGAGGAGCUCCGGACAUCAUUGCGUACUGUCACGACAAAGUGGCAAACAGCAAGCUCUGAACUCGAAAAGUGCAAGCAGGAUAAGAGUGAAGUUCAAGCGGAAGUCAUUGAUUUAACGAUCCGUCUGUCCGAGGCCACGCAGGAGCACAAUGUCCUUCAAGCUGAAUUGAUGGCCAGCGAAGACAUUCUGGGCGAAUUCGAACAACAAAAUGAAGAACAGACUAUGGAGCUGAGACGCGUGAAUGCUCAGCUUUCGGAUGUACAGGGUGAUUUGAAUUGCGAGAUACAGAGAAGAUUUGAAGUCGAUGCUGAAGUGGCGAGGACCAAAGCACGGGAGCUACAAACUCGCCGAGAUCUCAAGAAAUCUCGCGACGAAACCACCACAGCUAUCAGAGUUCAUAAAGAGUUGCAAAGCCAGAUAGGUAUGCUGGAACAAAAAUUGACUGGAGCAGAUCAAAAUGCUCGGAAGCUUGAGGACACCCUUAAGUCUCUGGCAGACACUGAGUCUGAGCUGGGAUAUCUGAGACAGCAGCAAUCCUCUCUACAGCGCCUCAAAGAAGAGUCUGUGUCUCAAACCCAGCAAAUCGCAGACAAGUCAAAGGAGAUAGAAACCCUCCAGAAGCAGGUCAACAACCUCGGAAACACGUCUGCCCGUUUUGAAGAACAAGCAAAGGGAAAGGACAGGCUCGCUAAGGAGUAUGCCAGCCUCCAAAAUGAUAUGGAGAACUUGCGAGGACAGCUCUCUGAGCAGGAAGCUUUGGAAAAGAGGCUCCAGCAGAAGAUCACCGAGAUUGCUGUACUUGAAUCUGCCCUUGCCGCUGCUCAGAUUCAGGCAACCCGACUCAACGAAGUAGAAACAGAAAACUCUUCCCUCAAGGAAGAUGUCGAUUCUCUUACAGCAGACCUCGGACGACUGAAUGAGCAGUGCACUCAGAUUGCACCUUUGCAAGGGACCAUUAGAGAGAAGGACAGUCAAAUCACGGAAUUGCAGAAGGACUUGGCGUUAUUCAACGACCUGACUGAACAACUCAAGAAUCUUCGAGCCGAGGUGCAGGAGAAUGAAAAGCAACAGGCAUCCAUGCAGCAGGAAAUCCUCAGCCUCGAAGCUGUCAUCUCCAAUGCGAAACUUGAUGGUGACGAGGCAAACCACAACCAACGACAACGACGUGUUGCAGAUCGUUCCGGAAACGCAAAAGACCGCUAUCACAAUCAGUUGCCUCUCACACGGCAGCACUCCAAUGGUGGCGGCGUUCAAUUUCUCAAUGUCGACAGUCCUUUGCGUUCGAAUCCGCCAGGUCCCACGAAUAGUCCUAUAGCCGUCGUACCAGAAACACAAAUCGAAAUCCACGAAUCCCCACCAAUCGAUCCAGAUAGCUUUGUACUAUCUGCAGAUCAAGGGCAAGAGGACAGCAGGUCAGAACUUGCCCCGAUUCCAAACGAUGACGGAGAAGCUGAUCUCGACGAGGUUAUCAACCAUGCCCUUAAUCUCAUCACGAGCCGACAUGACCGCAGCCAGAUUGAAGUCUGGUCGAAAGGGACCAGCAGCAUCAGACGCAGUCAAGGGGCCGUCGAACAGCCUCCAUCCAGCUCGUAUGGGUCUCAGAGUGAUCAAAUGCUUCUGGAUCAAGUCAGCCAAGACGAGGAUCAAGGUCCAAACGAUUUCGACUCCACCGAGACCGGUCCGACCUUUGUUGUGCCUGGUAGUAAAGUCAGGCCGAAGCAAGGACCAAGUCCAAGAAGAUUAAGAAGUGAACUUCGAGGCCGGAAUCGUCGGUUCACUGCCUCUCCCGAUACAAGCGCCGAGUUUGAAGGCAAUCGGGCAUCCACCCCCGCCAUCAUGCGUGAGCGGUACCAGCCCAAUUCAGCGGCCAAACGUCGAAUGGAGCCCGAGAACGACGAGGACAAAAUCCCCCCAGAGAAUCCCAAACGUCUCAAGCGUACAACUGCGAAUCUGGAAGCGAGGAAGCCACCACCAGCUUCGCCGAAGCAGAGGGUGGACAAAUCCUCGUCUCGAGGUGCCAUCAGCUUUCGCAAGAGCAGCAACGGCAGAGGCAGCAGCAUCGUCGGGACGAACGCUCCUGGUCCAGGAAAGAGUCAACGAUCGGCCAAACCCGCUCGAAAAGGUUCUCGUCAGGACAAGUACGCCACUCGAUUUGGAGCGGAGACUUGAUGCAUAACCAAGCAAGCGACAUACAGUUGUACUCGAGAAGGAUAGGCUGGUUGAGGAAAGAGAGCAACACACAGAGAAAAAGGGGGGGAUGGACGAUUGUGGCAUGUUCCGAGCGCUUUACAGGAAAUAUCGAUUCGAACGAGCUUGAUGAGACGACUAGACAGUCAUUCAAUCAGUUUGGGAUUGCCAGCUAAUCCGAAUGGUAUGUAUGGUUUUAUGGUACGGGACAGAUUGAGACAAAGAUAAGAGGGAAAAGAGAGGCAAGCAAGAAAAUACAAUUUGCGAAAGACGGGCGAGAAAGCUAUCGGCUUAGCGCAAGGAAUCGUGAGAAACAGACCGGGAAAGAUG